AUGAAUGAGAAUUUGAAGAAAGCUGCUGAAAAAGGUAGCAUCGACGAAUUAUAUGAUUGUAUUAGGGAGAAUGGAAAUGUUUUGAAGGACAUGGAUGAGUUGGAGUUUGUUGAUACUCCACUCCAUAUAGCUGCAGCUGAAGGGCACAUUGAAUUUUGUAGGGAGAUUGCGAACUUCAAGCCAUCAUUCACUAGGAAGCUCAACCAAGUUGGUCUCAGCCCCCUUCACAUUGCUUUGGAAAACCGGCGAAGAGAUAUGGUCUACUGUCUCCUGCACGUGGAUAACAACCUCGUUCGAAUCAAAGGAAAAGGAGGCUGCACUCCUUUGCAUCUCUUAGCCAAGCUACACGACCUGCAGCUCGAGUUCUUGCCUGAGUUCCUAAAAGAAUGCCCUCAAUGUAUCCAAGAUGUCACAAUUCGAAACGAGACUGCUCUGCAUAUUGCAACGGGAGAAGCUUUUGAAGUCCUAUUAAAAUGGAUUUUCAGGACCUCUCACCUCUCUCCGGAUGAGAAGAAAGAUAUUCUUAAUACGAAGGACUUAGAUGGUAACACCGUGCUGCACCUAGCUGUCUCCAUGAUCAGAAUUUGGCUACCUGCAAGACGACUAAAGGAUUGCAUCAAAAUAUUAUUGAAAUGUAAGGUUAAUGUUAACGACGUCAACGUGAAGCGUUUAACGGCCCUUGAUGUCUCAGAAGCAAGCUGGCAAGGUAACGACGUACAGGGACAGAUCAGUAAACUGUUACGUCGUGCCGGAGGCAAGAACAACGGCUCAAUUCCCACACUUAAAAGCUUAGAUAAGUUGAUAAUAGGUUCAAGGAUCUCUUGGAUUGAAAGGUUAUUCAUUGAAUGGAGGAAUGAUCUUCGAAAAACAUCAUUGGAGAGGAGCAAUGCUUUGUUCGUAGUGUUGGUUCUCAUCCUGACAGCCACUUACCAAGCCACUUUAAGCCCUCCUGGAGGCUUUGGCGAGGGUGACACCACUUCCUCCACCACCAGCAAUACUACUACAACAUCCCCGACUGGCCAAAUCAAUACCCUGAUUAAACAUUCCGAUCAACGUGUCGGGGCAUCAGUUAUGAAUUGGGUACUUACGGUAACAUUGACAACGUUGUUGAUUUGCCUGUUAGGCUCAAUGUGGGUCAUAUCACCAUCCGGUCUUUGCACCAUCAUUGUUUUCUCUGUCUGGUUUACAUGUAUGGGCUUAACCGUCAUCUUCUUUAAACUACCUGAAACCAUUCAUAGGGAGUUCAUAAAAAGGAUGAAGGAGGACCUGCCCAAUCUACAAUGA
This is a messenger RNA of Durio zibethinus, 1284 nucleotides long. The record is from RefSeq and is a predicted model, not a curated record. Lineage: Eukaryota; Viridiplantae; Streptophyta; Magnoliopsida; Malvales; Malvaceae.